AUGAGAGCCAGGAUGAGAGUGGCGCUGCUGUUUCUGGCAGCGGCUGUUUGUGUGUCACACGCUCAGACCAACACCAGCAGCAACGACAACCGUCAGCAGCAGCAACAACAGCAACAACCACAGCAACAACAGCAGCAGCAGCAACGCAGCGUCUGGGAUGAGCCCAUCAGAUUCACCACCAAGACCAAAGACACCUGCACCAUGGUCGUGUCCGGAGCCGGGGACUAUACUCGCCUGCGCGUCUCCUGCAAAGGUCCGAGCCAGGGUCAGAACGCGGGACGCUCCUACUACUGCGACUUCCAGGGCAAACCAAACCUGUGCCGCGCCUACAACCUCAACCCUCGCCACUACUUCACCCAGAUGAUGUGGGACAUGAGAAAGCUGAGCCACGCCUGCCAGGGACCCAAAGUCUACCGCCAAGCCAUGUGCAAGAAAUACCCCGAAGAUGCCCAGAUGACCUUCUUGGCCGCUUGGCCCAAGACGACCACCCCCAAGCCCUCCAAGCCCGUUCAGGAGCCGCGUAAACCAGUGGUGCCGGCCCAGAGCAAGCCCGUCAGCACUCCUAAACCUGCCAAGCCCCAGCCACAGCCACAGCCCGUCAAACCACAGCCAGGCAAGACCACCCAGACCAAGAAAGUUAUCCCCAAGCCCGGGAAGACCACUACUCGUCCCACUGAGCAGAGCGAGUCCAAAGCCUCCCGCAUCGCUUCUGAGUACUGCUGGAAGAGCUUCCAGGGAGUCUGCACCUACUUCAUCAGCUGGUUCCAAAACUGA
Plectropomus leopardus (leopard coralgrouper) is the source of this 774-nucleotide messenger RNA. Lineage: Eukaryota; Metazoa; Chordata; Actinopteri; Perciformes; Serranidae. The record is from RefSeq and is a predicted model, not a curated record.